ACCCAGGAUGCACUGCGCCGUCAUCCUGGUCCAGAAGAGCCAAGAUGGCGGACUUUGAGGAGCCAAUUUCCGAUGAGGAGAAGGUGCGCGUAGCUGCCAACUUUGUCCUCCGUGCUCCCCCUGGAGAGUUCAAUGAAGUCUUCAACGAUGUGCGGCUUCUCCUCAACAAUGACAACCUCCUCAGGGAAGGAGCAGCACAUGCCUUUGCCCAAUACAACAUGGAUCAGUUCAUCGUUUCCAAAAUUGAAGGGUAUGAUGAUCAGGUUCUGAUUACGGAGCAUGGAGACUUGGGCCAGGGGCGCUUUCUUGACCCGCGGCACCGGCUGUCCUUCCGCUUUGAUCACCUUCGUAAAGAAGCGAGUGACCCACAGCCCCACGAAGGCGAGGUGGCACUGCAGCCAUGGCGGGAUGCCAGUGACACUGCCCUGCGGGCCUACGUCAAGGACCACUAUCCCAAUGGCGUGUGUACUGUCUAUGGUAAAACCAUAGAUGGCCAGCAAACCAUCAUUGCCUGCAUUGAGGGUCACCAGUUCCAGCCCAAGAACUUCUGGAACGGCCGCUGCCGAUCAGAGUGGAAGUUCAACAUCAGCCAGUCAUCUUCUCAGGUGGUGGGUGUACUGAAGAUUCAGGUGCAUUACUACGAGGAUGGCAACGUUCAGCUGGUGAGCCACAAAGACGUACAAGAGACUUUGACCGUGACUGAUGAAAAUGAGACAUCCAAGCAAUUUGUUAAGAUCAUUGAAAAAGCAGAAAACGAAUACCAGACAGCGAUCAGCGAGAACUACCAGACCAUGUCGGACACCACGUUUAAGGCCCUGCGCCGGCAGCUCCCUGUCACCCGCACCAAGAUUGACUGGAACAAGAUCCUCAGCUACAAGAUUGGCAAGGAGAUGCAAAAUGCAUAGAUGCAUAAGCCAACAUGCUCCCAGUGUCUACAAAGGAGAGGAGCAAACAAAAAAAUGAAACAAACAGGGCAAAAGAGAAGGUGUGCUCUCCCAGAAUGUACGCUUUAGUGUGUUCCUUUUCAUUGUGGAUAAAGGCACAAGGUUCAGAUUUAGUUUGAAAAAGAGGAAGGGCUUUGGCUCCCUCAGCCUGCUGACAAGUGUUCCAUUACUGAAGCUGGGAUGGACACUGACUUAUCAGUAAAUCUUUGACUUCUCGGAUUUUGAACAAACUGCUGUAGUAAUGCUAGCAACUCCCCAGUCUCAUGUUAGCGACCAACUGAAACCUGUUUUCUAGAUUGCACACUUUCCCGUCAGUCCUCGUAUGCAACUGCUUGUUUUGUCAGUUAACAAAUGGAGGCAUUCUGCACGAAGGUCGGUUUGUCUGUAUUUGUACCAGACCUCAUUUACCCGACUUUACUGCAUAUCUGUAAAAUCACUUUCUUUUGAAAGAAAGAGGAAGGGAACAAAAACUCCACCAAGCCAAUUUUUUUCCUCAGCAGUUUUCUUCCCAUGGUAAAGUUCUCUUCCAAUAAGCUUUUGUUAAUUCAUUACUAAAUGUAUGUUUUUGUUACAUCUGUAAAUGUGCAUGUUUGUACAAAUGAGCAUACAUGAUGUUUGUAGGGCUUUUUGUUUUUGAUUAAAUGUUCCCUAACAUUCCCCGUUGUGUUUUGGGUGACACUUUACGGGCUGAAGGUAUCAGUACUGACAGCCAACAAGGUAAGUGAAGGGUGCAAGGUGUGGUUUGGGCACCCACAGUCACAAUAACUGACACGUUGGGUCCCCCUUCUGGUGAACAGGAGACAUUACACAUUAUGGUUACACAGUGGUUUAGUCCGUGAUGCUCCUGUUUUGACACUUGUCCUCAGCUUUUACUGCUAAAUAAUUUUUUUUAACAAAACAACAAAGAUGUACUUCAGAAAGGAAUAAAGAAUU
This is a messenger RNA of Scleropages formosus (Asian bonytongue), 1877 nucleotides long. It is a transcript of the gene capza1a, whose product is annotated as capping actin protein of muscle Z-line subunit alpha 1a. The record is from RefSeq and is a predicted model, not a curated record. Bases 45 to 905 code for a protein of 286 amino acids. Gene Ontology annotation, biological process: barbed-end actin filament capping; actin cytoskeleton organization. NCBI's taxonomy places the organism in Eukaryota, Metazoa, Chordata, Actinopteri, Osteoglossiformes, Osteoglossidae. The transcript is spliced from 10 exons. Gene Ontology annotation, cellular component: cortical cytoskeleton; F-actin capping protein complex. Gene Ontology annotation, molecular function: actin filament binding.